Messenger RNA from Drosophila ficusphila, 998 nucleotides. RefSeq names its product inositol monophosphatase 2. Gene Ontology annotation, molecular function: inositol monophosphate 1-phosphatase activity. The coding region runs from base 31 to 885 and encodes 284 amino acids. Gene Ontology annotation, biological process: signal transduction; inositol metabolic process; phosphatidylinositol phosphate biosynthetic process. The record is from RefSeq and is a predicted model, not a curated record. The transcript has 3 exons. NCBI's taxonomy places the organism in Eukaryota, Metazoa, Arthropoda, Insecta, Diptera, Drosophilidae.
CGCCUGGAAAAAUUAAAUAGUUUGCAAGCCAUGAGCUACGAAAUUAGCGAAGAAAAACUCCGGGAAUACUACCAGGUCUCCUUGGAUCUGGUAAAAAAGUGCGGUCCCCUUUUCCUGGAGGGUUUCCAGAAACCAAAAACUGAUUAUGAAGUCAAGUCGGCUUUUUACGACUUGGUCACGGUGUACGAUAGACAAAUAGAGGCCACACUAGCGGAAGGUUUGCUCAAGGCCUUUCCGGAAUCGAAAAUUAUAGGGGAAGAGGCUUUGGCCGACGCCAAAACACAGCCGGAAUUGACGGACGAUCCCACCUGGAUUAUCGAUCCCAUCGAUGGAACUAAUAACUAUGUGCGAAAGAUUCCCCACUGCUGUAUUUCUGUGGGUUUGUCCAUCAACAAAGAACUUGUGGUCGGCAUUGUUUACAAUCCGCCGGCAAAUGAAUUGUAUUCCGCUUGGCAAGGUCACGGAGCUUUCCUAAAUGGCCAACUUAUUCAAACUUCUAAUAUUAAAGUGAUAAAUCAAGCGGUGGUUGGCUAUGAGAUCUCCCUAAUUGUGGUGUCCAAGGGGCGGGACAAAAAUGUGAAGCGUCUCUACAAGUUGGCGUCGAAUGCCACUGGCACUCGCAGUUUUGGUUGUGCAGCUCUCACGCUUUGUUAUAUUGCCGCCGAAAGAUGUGACGCCUAUCAUGUGGAGAACCUUAAGCCGUGGGAUCUGGCAGGAGGUACUGUAAUCCUCAGGGAGGCUGGUGGAAAAGUUUACCACACCAGCGGAUCAAGAUUCGAUGUGAUGAAGCCUGAUUGUGUGUGCACAUGCACUGAGGAGUUGGCCAAAAAUGUAAUUGAACUUAUAGAAGAGGCCGAUAGGAUAUCAGGUUAUACAUUUGUUUAAAAAAUAAUAAAUUAAUAUCUUAUGAUAAUCAAUUGCAAAACAAAUUGACAAAACAAGUAUUAAAGUAUGGCAAAAAAUAAAAUCCAAUUCCUAAAUGGAAUUAAGUAAACCGA